Messenger RNA from Eurypyga helias (sunbittern), 2511 nucleotides. RefSeq names its product synaptotagmin-like protein 2. Gene Ontology annotation, molecular function: neurexin family protein binding. The coding region runs from base 1 to 2322 and encodes 773 amino acids. Gene Ontology annotation, biological process: exocytosis. Gene Ontology annotation, cellular component: exocytic vesicle; plasma membrane. NCBI's taxonomy places the organism in Eukaryota, Metazoa, Chordata, Aves, Eurypygiformes, Eurypygidae. The transcript has 13 exons. The record is from RefSeq and is a predicted model, not a curated record.
AUGACCUACGAGCGUGAUGGAGAGCUGCUGCAGGAAAUUGGUGAGACCUUCGAAAGAUCUGAAUUGUCCAAGGCUGAAUAUGGAGUAUUUUAUGUUAAUUUGCAGAAGCUACCAGAAAAUGUCUCUGCAACAUCAGCCUCUGUGCUGGAAAAUAUGGAUAAGAAAAUGCAAGGUAAAACACAGACUAAACUAAGUAUUGAUGCUCUACAUCAACAAGCGAGCGCUCAUCCUCAAGAAAUACAAGACACAAUAGAAAAAACUUUGGUUUCAAAUAUUGCAAAAUUCAGUGAAUUCAGAUGCUCUUUAGAAAAACUUCUUCAAGAAACAUCUGAAGUUUCGUGUCCAGUAUCCGACGACUUACAUAAACAAGAAGAGUUUGGGGUUCAUAUGUUUCCUUCACAAAAAGAGACUCUGUGCGUGCCAGUGUCACAGCCACAUAACGCUUUCGGUAGCUGUCAUACAGAGAUGAAGAUAGCUAUCAAAAGGAGACCUGCAGAACAAAGUAUCAAAGCUUCAGUACAUGAUCUUGCAGGAAGUGAAAUUGAAGCUUCUGAUCUUUGUAAAAGAAGUAGAGCUAUUAAUAAAAUAGAAGAGCAAAACGUGGCUGUAGUUGAUCUUCCUCCCUCAGAAAGAGAGACCAAUAUGAUUGCAAUCAAGCUAUUCAAGACAAACAAAGAAGGAAGGAGAAAUGAAAGCAGCUACUUGGAUGCCUCUGGAAAGAAUUCAGAUUUGAACACACUGAUGACAUUCAGAAGAGCAAGCAUACCAUGUAAAGAUGAGAGCGACUCCCUCCAGCCAGAAGGAGCUCAACUCUGCCUAAUGUCUCAGCACGAGGAUAAUGAUGAAGAGGCAGGGGACGGCUCAAAUUUGGGAUCCAAGUUUUCAGAUGAAAACUCUGAGUCCCACUCUGGAACCAAAAAUUCAACUCGUUCGGAAGAAGAAUUAAACCCUGUUUUGAUGGCUUUGAAAAGGAGUGCAGAUAGGAAAAUGCCUUCCAAAAGUCUAGAGGACAUUCCAUCAGCCACCUCAAAUAAAGGAAAAAUAAAUAAUCCAAAGGAAGAAUUAGCUCUUAGUGCUGAAGAUGGUCCAAAAUCUGAUCAGCAUCGAGAGAGGAAUGAAAAUGCAGCAGGAAUUUCCACAGUGCCCUCACAGCCUGAUAAGCUGUUUUCCAAUCCUGAAAAAGUCAAAGGACUCAGCAAGUCAGUACCAUCAUUCCUACAGGAAGAGAGUGAUGACAGAGAGACAGAUACAGCAUCAGAAAGCAGUUAUUCCCUUGGCAGAAUCAAGAAGAGUCCCAGCUCUCUAACCAAUCUUAGCGGCUCUUCUGGCAUGGCCUCCUUAUCCUCUGUGAGCGGAAGCCUAAUGAGCAUCUAUAGUGCAGACUUUGGCAAUAUUGAUGUGAAGGGGAACAUUCAGUUUGCUAUUGAUUAUGUUGAACAGCUGAACGAGCUCCACAUUUUUAUUUGCCAGUGUAAAGACCUGGCAGUGGCAGAUGUUAAGCGACAGCGUUCAGACCCGUAUGUAAAGACCUACCUGCUUCCAGAGAAAUACAAGCUGGGCAAACGUAAGACCUCUGUAAAGAAGAAAACCUUUAAUCCAGUCUACAAUGAAAUACUGCGGUAUAAAAUUGAAAAGGAUCUCCUAAAGAACCAAAGCCUUAAUAUCUCUGUCUGGCACAAUGAUACCUUUGGGAGGAAUAGCUUCCUUGGUGAAGUGGAGCUGGAUUUAGGAACCUGGGACUGGAACGAUAAAUCCAACAAGCAGAUCAACUGGUUUCCACUCAAGCCAAGGACUUCAACAAUGGCUCCUGAACUAGAACACAGAGGGGAGAUGAAACUAGCCCUCCAGUAUGUCCCACACCCUGUCGGAGGGAAGAAGACUCUACCCACUGGUGAGGUCCACAUCUGGGUGAAGGAAUGCCAUGACCUUCCUCUUCUGAGAGGCAACAGGCUCAACUCUUUUAUUAAGUGUACCAUUCUUCCAGAUACUAGCAGAAAAAGUCGCCAGAAAACAAGAACAGUGGCAAAAACUGCAAAUCCAGUAUUCAACCACACCAUGGUCUACGAUGGCUUCCGACCAGAAGAUUUGAAAGAAGCCUGCGUAGAACUGACAGUCUGGGAUCACAACAAACUAGCCAACCACUUCCUGGGAGGCCUCAGGAUAGGCCUUGGAACAGGCAAAAGCUAUGGAACUACUGUAGACUGGAUGGAUUCUACUUCAGGUGAAACUGCCCUUUGGGAGAAGAUGAUGAACUCUCCAAACACGUGGAUAGAAGAUACACUACCUCUCAGGAUGCUAAUGGUUGCAAAAUUGUCAAAAUAAGGUGGCUUUCUAAUUGCUAGCGUCAAAAAAAAAAAUGGGGAAUGGAAUUAAAGAUGUGGGGGUACAACUUGGAAGCGGAACACAGUAGCUCUUUUCACAGUCUGCUCCGUUGCUGUUCUGGUUUUGUGCUGUCAAAUGUCACUUCGUAUUUCCAAUUAAACUUCUGCCUGCAGGUUAUGAUGCAAACUU